AGUAUACGACGACAGACUCGGCUCGGGGAAAUAAGCGAGGAACAUAGCUACACGAAACGACGACGACGCCUUGGUUACGGACAUCCUCCAAAGCUAAAGUUGAAGAAGAGGAGGGAUACAGGAACUGGACUACUGAACUCGGGACGAGGAACGAAAGGUCGCCAUACCCGCUCGCUGUGCCCGGUCACGGUUGACUGCGAGGGGAAGCCGAGUUAGCACUUCAGGAUGAUGGAAACACCUACUUCUUCGAGCAUAAAGAAGGCGGCUGCCUCUGUGAAUUUGGAGUCGGAGUUGACUUGCUCGAUCUGCACCGACCUCCUCUACCAACCCCUCACCCUCCUCGACUGCCUACACACCUUCUGCGGCGCCUGUCUAAAAGAAUGGUUCGCCUCACAAGCCUACCGCGCCGAAAACUCUCCUCUCCCGCCGCCACCGCCCACGGAACAACACAAAGUCUUCACCUGUCCAGCCUGCCGCGAGCCUGUGCGCGACACCAAGCACGAUGCGCGCGUCGUAACCUUAUUAGAGAUGUUCCUGGCUAUGAACCCCGAGCGAACAAGGCCGGAGGAGGAACGCAAGGAAAUGGAUGAGAGGUAUCAAAAGGGGAGUAAAGUGCUGCCGAGGAUCAAACGGUGGGAUGACAGGACGGAGGAGGAGAGGAGGCUGGAUGAGGAGGAACGGAGGGUGUUGCAUGAGGUGCAGGAGAUGAGUUUGAGGGAGGCGUGGGCAGCCUUGGAAGCGAGCAAUGGGAAUGGUGGUAUGUUAGGGACGGGCAGUGCGACGGGGAGUAUGGUGGGUAUGGUAGGGGGAAGCGGGAGUGCGGUUGGGGGUUCAUCCGAGAGGAGGAGGAGGGCAUCACUGGCACCACAUUCACCUCAUCAGGGGAGGAGGAGUAGGGAUGUGAGUAGGAAUAGGGCCUCGGGAAAUGGAACUGGGAGUAUGGUGGGCAGGGAUCGAGAGAGGAUGAGGGAUUCGUCGGCUGCGCCCAGCAGUAGCAGCAGGAUACGGGCGCAUAGCGCGACGCUGCAUCCGGAGAAUUAUUAUGCAGAGGAGAGGAGGAGGCUGAGGAGUGAAUCACGGCAACGGGAGGCGGAAGAGCGGUCGAGGCAGCUUGAGCACCAGUCAUCUCUCAGGUCACUGAUCAGCGCGGAUGGCCUGGGCGAUAUCGAUAUCGAGCGGGAGAUUGAGGAGUUUGCGCGACAGAUCCAGGAGGAAGGGCUGCUGGAUGGACUGGAUCUGGAUAACAUCGACUUGGACAACAACGAUGAGCUCAGCAAGAAGAUCAUGGAGGCGUACAGGAGACGACACCGGGAGAGGAUACGGGCGAUUGCGGAGAGGAAUGCGAGGAGGAAUACUACUGCCAGUACGACGCAAUCAUAUAGGCCGGAGCCCUUGACGAUCUCGAGGACGAGACCGCCAUCGGAUCACGCUACGCAACCAGCGAGCGUACGCAGUGGAGUUUCACGGUCGAGGGAACCAAGUGCCAGCAGUAACGAAGAACGGCAUCGAUAUCCUCCAUCCGCGGGUUCGGCGCAUUUGGAAGUUCAGGGAGCUUCGAGAAGGCGAAGGACGACAAGCGGUGGCAGCCGGAGUUCGACCGUGCCAGUCCCGUCACAAGGCGAACAACCACCUCCCCGUGUGUCAGCCCACCACCGUUCACAGACCGAAACGACGCAACCAAUCAGACCAAGCGCGGGUGUGGUCACGGAGACACGAAGCUCCAGUUCACCAACCAUCAGCAGCAACCCGCUACUGACAACAGCCACGGCAAACUCAUCAGACAUGAGGGCUCUGUCGUUCAAUGCUCGAGUGGCGGGGAUAGGGGGCAUACAACCACCCACGCAAACAGACGGUUCUUCGGAUUCUGAUAAUUCAGGGAGGAGAAGGACAAGGACGACCACUGAUCGACGACCUUCUGCACAAUCAGAACUUGCUUCCGCCUCGUCGGUACCCAACUUUGUAUCAACCUCGGGCCCCGUAAGCACCCAUCUGGGCGGCACACCACCAGCACAGCCACCGCCCACCAUGCCGCGUUAUCCGGAACCCGUCAUCAACUGCAACGGCUGCGGCAUGGAGCACAUCGAGUAUAAACUUCACUUCAACUGCUCCAUCUGCCACAACGGCGACUGGAACAUUUGUCUCGACUGCUGGCGCAAGCGCAAAGGAUGUCUCCAUUGGUUCGGUUUCGGCUACGCCGUCUGGCACCGAUGGAACAAGAUCAAAGCAAGUCACCCAAACCUUCCUCCUCCACACCGGCUGAUCGCCGUCCGGUACAUGCCGCCUCCCAAGCCAAGCGACACCAGUCCUCGCGCCCGCAGUCUAGCCAACCCUCUCGACCGCCUUCAAAGCGGUACGUUCUGCUGCCGCUGCUCUGCUUUUGCCAAUGAGUGCUACUGGCGCUGCGAGUUCUGCAAUGAAGGCGAAUGGGGAUUCUGCAAUAACUGCGUCAAUCAGGAAAAAGCAUGCUCGCACCCCUUGCAAGCCCUCACUUAUAUACCUCCAUCUUUGUCCGGCUCUCCCAGCGGUACACCACCAACUGAUGCUGCGGAAUCAACCAGCCCGCUCGCAAACCCAACAGCAGCAACCACAACCCCAACCCACUCCCGCUCCUCUUCCAUCUCCCGCCCCUCAUUCCUGUCUCUUCCACCCCCCUUCUCAAGACCCAACCUCUCCGGCCCCGCCACCGGCGCCUACAGACCUCUAACCUUCUCCCCGCCCUGCGAACUCUGCUCUGUCCCCAUUCCUCCCCACGAACCACGCUUUCACUGCCCCUCUUGUCCAUCCAAGCACACGCUCCAGCCACGGGCAGGCGAAUACAACCUCUGCCAGGGAUGCUACGACUCCCUGGUUCCCGGUUCCGUAGCCGAAGAAAACGGUCCCCGCGGUUGGCGCCGCUGUCCACCCGCCGGCCACCGCAUGACCAUCGUUUCCUUUAUCACCGACGACCGCACCGGUGUUGAAAGGAGGAAAGUGUUGAACGAGAUUGUCGGCGGCCAUCGCCUGAAGAUUGAGAGUUUCCUGCUCGGGGGCGUAAGGGGAAUGCAGAUUUGGAGUUGGCAGCAUGACGCAGACUCUUCUUCCUCAUCAUUACCACCACUACCCUCUCCCACAUCCGACACUUGUUCCCAUGUCUCGCAUACCUCGCAUACCUCACAUACCUCACAUACCUCCCAUGCGUCCUCAUCUUCCAAAGCAGACCAAGGCGACACCAACACCAACAACAACAACAACAACAACGACAACGACAACGAAGAAGACAAGCAACCCAAAAAAUUCCUCCUUCUCCAACGUCUAGUCUCCCUAGACGUCUCCCACCCCGCCGCCAUCUCACCCAGUCAAGAGGAGGGAGAAGGGGAACCGUUAAUAUCCCCAUCAUCACCACUUUUCUCACCAACAUCGCCUGGCACCUCAUCAUCAUCAUCAUCAGCAGGACCCCACCACCACCACGGCCGAUUGACAACAACCGACCUUUUCCCACCUGAUGGCGGCACGGGAACACGCGUGGUUGCUCGGUUUAGCUGGUACCGAUCUUCCCCGGAAGCCAAGAACGAGCUGAUUUUCCCCAAGGGGGCCGAGAUCACCGAGGUGGAAGGGUUGAAUGAGGAGUGGGGGGUGGGUUGGUAUAUGGGUGAAGUGGGACUGUUUCCUAGGGGGUAUUGUAUGUGAGGUGAUUUUUUUUGCCUUUUUGAUUAUCAUACAUUACUGUGAAUGGAAGGGUAUUUGAAACGGACGGUGGAGGGAGUGGGUGGUUCGGUGAGAUGGAUGGAUGGACGGGUAAAUGGAGGAAGGUUGAUGAGGGAAUGAAGAUGAUGAAUGAGAACAUGAAAGCUUGAAUGGUACUGGUACUACCCUACCUACUGAUGACUAGCUAAUUCAUAAUGAGUGAGUGAGUGAGAAGGAACUUGUUGAAAGUUAGGUGACAUAUCAAACUUGUGUGAAUUAAGGUGCAUUCAUCCAUUAGGCAAGGCAA
This is a messenger RNA of Neurospora hispaniola, 3970 nucleotides long. RefSeq lists its product as uncharacterized. Gene Ontology annotation, molecular function: metal ion binding; protein binding. The record is from RefSeq and is a predicted model, not a curated record. The transcript is spliced from 2 exons. Bases 226 to 3666 code for a protein of 1146 amino acids. Lineage: Eukaryota; Fungi; Ascomycota; Sordariomycetes; Sordariales; Sordariaceae.